GCCCUCGCGCUGUAUAAAAGCGCCGCCGCCGCAGCGGACAGCAUGCACACCGACUGCAGCAUCUGCUACUGUUCGCACUACGCACUCGACUUACGCGCUGACAGGAUGAAGCUGGUAGCGGCUACUGUACUCCUGAUGGCGUCGGCGACGCUGGCAGCUCCGGCCACUCCGCGGUUUGACCACCGGCCUGUCCUGCCCAGCGUGUGCCAAACCAUGAAGCCUCUCCACGGCAACGCGGAGCCCAGCACAGACCCUUCGCCCUACACCAUCACGGCGGCGCCGACAUCUGUCAACGGUGGAGACAUCGUCAAAGUGCACAUAUCGGGCGUCGAUGAGUUCUUAGGCGUCUACCUGCAGGCUCGUCGAGGAGAGGAGCCGGUGGGCGAGUUCGUGCUGCCCAGCGGCGAAACUAAGGAAAUCGCCCUGACCGACUGCCCGCCCGGACACAAGAACGCCUACUCGUACAUCUCGUACACCACGCCACUUAGCACGCUGGAUAUCGACUGGAAGGCACCAAACGACGGCGGUGAAAUCGUUUUCACGGCCACAUUCGUGAAGAGCUACUCCGAAUUCUGGGUCGGUAUCACGUCACCGAAGAUCACCGUCACGAAACUCACCUCAACCGACAACGCUGUUGCCGCUUAACAACAGAAAACACGUCGUCCCAACAACGAACAUCUCCAGUAUAAAUUUCAUAACAUAACAAAAUCGUCGCACAAUCAUUUUCUCGUACUGUACUGCUAGAAAUUGUACAGUAAUCGCUUCUCGGAGGUGUCAGCUAGGUGAUAUCAGAGAAUCGUUUCAGCACGAGAGACUUGUUCAGCUUUUUGUAGCAAAUACGAGUGAGCUUCAGAAGAGACCAAGGGAACUUAGCUAGCUAAAGCGGCGCGCUUCCGUCACCAUCUUGUCCAUGACAUGGCACCCAGACUGCUCUGUACAUGGAUUUGCUGACUGCAUAAGAAUGAAUAUUGAAAUCUGCAUGAGAUUGAUCACCACAAAUUUUGUAUUAAAGACUUGAACUGAAAUAUAUUAUCUAUAUAAAAUAAAA
Schistocerca gregaria is the source of this 1048-nucleotide messenger RNA. RefSeq names its product putative defense protein. The record is from RefSeq and is a predicted model, not a curated record. Bases 43 to 645 code for a protein of 200 amino acids. Gene Ontology annotation, molecular function: oxidoreductase activity, acting on metal ions. The transcript is spliced from 6 exons. NCBI's taxonomy places the organism in Eukaryota, Metazoa, Arthropoda, Insecta, Orthoptera, Acrididae.